CCGAAAGUACCGGUCCGAGAACAGAGUCCUAGUUCACUAAUUUUUGAACUUCUAUUAAGUCGAAAUUUGUGCGGGUCUUUUCUUUCCUUCUUUUUGUUCUUGUCUUUCUAGGGUUUUCUGCAAUUUUUCUUUUUCUUCGUAAUUUAACAAAACAUGAGGAAGAAACUCGACACCCGUUUCCCAGCCGCUCGAAUAAAGAAGAUUAUGCAAGCUGAUGAAGAUGUUGGAAAAAUUGCUAUGGCUGUCCCUGUGCUUGUUUCUAAAGCAUUGGAGUUAUUUCUACAAGAUUUAUGUGACCGAACGUAUGAAAUAACUUUGAUGAGGGGUGCCAGGACUAUGAAUUCUUUGCAUCUAAAGCAAUGUGUACGGGCCUUUAAUGAUUUUGAUUUUCUCGGAGAAAUUGUUGGCAAGGUUCCUGACCUAGGUGGAUCGGAUGCUGCUGGCAAUGAUCAUUCUGGUGCCAAAAGAAGGAAAGUGGUUGAUGAUGAUGACAAUGCUAGUGGCGAUGAGUCAAAGAGGAGAAGAAUACAUGAGACCAGCCAUUUUACUAGCUGUGGCAGAGGUCGGGGUAGGGGCAGAGGUAGAGGUCGUGGAAGAGGUAGCAAAACAGCAGAGAGAGAGACAGCUACACAUUGUGAAAAGUUUGAAGAUGAUCCAGACAUUUCUCAUUGUCAAGAGAAGCAUACUUUAAGCAUUCAAAGGCUUGAUGAUCGGGAAGAGCCUGAUGAAUUGAAGAAUCAUAAUUCAGCUGGCAAGAACGUUGAAGCCCCAGUUGGAAGCUUUGACCUCAAUGUCGACUUGAACGAGAAUAGGGACUCAACCAUAUCUGUUGCUCCUGCUAGUCCAAUAACAGACAGCAUACCUGAAAAGCAGGAGGAAUACCCUGGUUAUUCAUUCUCUGAAAUUGAGAAGAUGGCUAUUGAUCCUAUUGAACUUGCUAAUUUAAACAGGGGGAUAGAUGAGGAAGACUAUGAUGAAGAAGGAUAAGCAAUUGAAUUUCUGCUUUCAUGUGCGGUAUUAUAGUUGCCUUUCUCCUACAUGUGCAGUUCUUUUCUUAUAUAGAGUAGAGUAGAUUUUAUGCUUUGAAAAGAGAAAUAUGGUAGGAAGCUUAGGAAGAAGGGAAACACUGAAAGGUACAUUCUAGAUUAGUCUGAAACUUUUAGCUUAUCUUUCUGAUUUCUCUAGGGGUUGUAAUAAUAUAUGUUUACACUAUAUAAAACUAAUUGAAAGCAGUUUUGAGUUCCUAAGUUCAGGAUGACUGAGCAAAACUCUUGAAGAAAAGGAAAAGUACUGUUCAUGCUACUGUAGCCGAACUGUGGUGCAGACUGUUCAUGCUCUAAUAAUGUCGAUGUAGCUGAUUCUAUUUUAAUGUUUGUCUUCU
Theobroma cacao (cacao) is the source of this 1381-nucleotide messenger RNA. Its product is annotated as Histone superfamily protein. Gene Ontology annotation, cellular component: nucleus. The record is from RefSeq and is a predicted model, not a curated record. NCBI's taxonomy places the organism in Eukaryota, Viridiplantae, Streptophyta, Magnoliopsida, Malvales, Malvaceae. Gene Ontology annotation, molecular function: RNA polymerase II general transcription initiation factor activity; core promoter sequence-specific DNA binding; protein heterodimerization activity.